GGUCACACUGAACGCUUAUGUUUAUCAAAACAACGUGUUGUUAUUAAAUUAUGGUUUUGAUUUCUGACGCAUUUGGCCUGGAAAUAUCCCCAAACGGGAUCCUGGUUGGUCAUGGCGAUCAAGCGGUGGUAUAUAGCUCAAAAGACAAAAUCGAGUUGCCGGUUCAACUGCGCGAGGGAAAAGUUCGAGGAUUUGCGUGGAGUUCCUUGCGUAAAUCGCAAAGAUUAUUAUUGCUAUAUAGCGAGAACGAAUACUCCCUGAUUAGGUGUACCACCAGCUCCGGAAAGGAUCUCUUUCAGCUCGUUUACGAGGGCGAAACCAAAGAUUGGAUUAAUGCCGCUCUGUUCUUGGACGAUGAAAACGAAUCGGAGGAUCGCAAACGAUUCGUUCUUCACACAUCGCACAGUGCUCUCCUUUAUAUGGAAUAUGAUCUAACGUCGAAUGCAGAUUGCACUGUCUUGGAGCUGGCUCGAUGCACCGACAGUUCCAUACUCUAUUACACUAAACUCCAUGGUAGUUCCUUUGAUAAACUGGCUAUCAUAAGUGGCAAUGCCUUUGGAGAACUUUUGGUAUGGCAAACGCAGUUUCCCACAGAAUCCGAUCCAAAAUCUGUAAUGAAAACAUAUCCCCUGCUCUUGCGCCUUGAAGCGCACAAUGGAGUGAUCCACUCAAUUGAGUUUGACUUGGAGUCGCAGUUACUGGUGACCACAUCGGAUGAUCGUUCGGUCAAGUUUUGGAAUAUACAAAAGCCGGGCGACUGGACAACAGCUCAAAUAAAGCCCAUGUUCAGUUGUUACGGACACAGUUCGCGUGUUAUGUGCGUUGUUAUACUUAAAAUCGAUGACCGUACAUUUGUGGCUAGCGGCGGUGAGGAUUCCUACGUCUGCAUCUGGAGUUCUUUUGGUGAAUUAAUCCUGAAGCGUCGUCAGCAAUUCGGAGCGCCAAUUUGGAGGCUAGGCUUCAGCCAGGAUACGCAAGUCCUCUAUAGCACCAGUUCAACGGGCAAUUUGGUCGGGCAAAAUCUUAAAGAAGUUCUUAAUCGACCCAAAAUCGAAUCCGCCAUGUUAAGCAGUCUGGGCGAUGUAAAUGAAUUCGUGAGAAAUCUAAAGUUUGUCAAUAAUGAGAUAAUUGUGGGUUUGAGUAGCUCAAACCGCUUGCAUUACACCCGAAUAUCCACGGAUUCUUCGCAUGAGAAUGAGUGGCUCAUGGUCAAUGACUUUCCGUCGUACAAACGCACUGUUUUGGAAGUAUUUGAUAACAUUAUAGCCACCUGUGGACAUCGGCGCAUAACACUGCACAGGUAUAACACAGAUACAAAUGAUUUCGAACAACUAUUCGAUGGCAUUAGGAUGAAGGGCACUAUACGCUCAUUCAAAUUCCUAAGCAGAGAUCGUUAUCUAGUGUCCGAUAAUUUGGGCUACUGCCUGCUACUGCAAACCCACCAGCUGCAUAUAGAGUCGCACAUCGCACUAUUCAAUAACCGCGAACCGUGGAUAACUGCGGCCCUGCUCAUUUCAGAGCAAUAUCUAUUGUUGGGCAACCGCGAGGGACAUGUGAUGCUCUACUACCGCAGCAGUGCCAACGACGACUUCCAAUUGAAGGACUCCAUUCGGUAUUUACACGGUAAAAUGGGCUCGAACUUCUUUAAGUUGUUCAGUCUUAAUGCGGACAAUGCCCAUGUGAUGAGUGGUGGGCAUGAGGCAUUUUUAAAAUACCUAAAUGUGAGAUUCUCUGACUCAACACUAAGUGUUAGCCAACGUGAGGGCAUUCCAUUGGCUUGGGUCGAAGCAUCUCCCUCGCAGGACUUGAUCUUGGGCUUCAACGACAAUCACAUUGUGGCCUGGUCGCGACGAAAUGAUGUCCUCCUGCAAUUGGCCUGCGGCGGAGGCCAUCGCUGCUGGGACUUUCGAUUGAGUAAUGCUGAUAGUCAACUUUCCAUAGCGUAUGUGAAGCAAAAGCGUGUGUACUUCUAUCGCAACUCACUCUACAAUGCCGUUGACAAUCGGAUUAAGGAUAUCAAACCCAAUAACUGGCACGUACGAAAUUGCAAUGUCCUUCGACUCAUUACGCCGAGAAAUCAAUCCGAUCCCUUUAUUCUUUCCGCUGGCGAUGAUAAUAUCAUAAAAGUCACCCAAGUGACCAAGGACUCAUUGUCUCAACGUGCGGAAUUGCAUUCCCAUAUCUCAACAGUGCGAAGUUUGCAGGCGAUUCCAUACAAAUCGAGUGGCGGCGACUCCAGUACUUGGCUUGUUUUCUCCGUCGGCGGACGAUCGCAAUUGUGCAUUAGCCAACUUAGCAUAGAUGCGAGCAAUAAAUGCUGGAUUAGUGAACUAUCCAGCCACACACUGCACAACGUGGUCGCAUCCAAAACGGGUACCAUUGAAGCGCGACUGAUGGCCAUAGAUGUUGUGGAGCAUUCGGAUGAGGAUCUCUUUUCCAUAUAUGUUGCAGGCGGCGAUGGAAAUAUAAGGCACUAUAUGUGGAAGCUUGAUACACCCAAUCAACUAGAUCUAAAACAUUUUGUAGAUAUGCAGAGAUGCCCACUGGGCAUUCAGUGGAUUGCGAGCAAGGGAAUGCUGUUGGUAUCCACAACAAGUGGCGAAAUCUACGGCUUUGAUCGUACCCUAGAAACGACAUAUGUUCAGCUUCAGUUGCACGUAACUGGUAUAAAUACCAUAGAUAUAUAUGUGGAUAGGCAUCUUUUGCACAUUCUAUCCGGCGGGGAUGACGAAAGCAUUAAGUACACGGUACUCAACCUGAAUAACAAUAAUGUGGAACAACAAACCGAGUACUCGGGUCUUCACAAUGCCCAAGUUAAUGCCCUGGCCAUACAUUGUCCCACCAAAAGUGUCGCAGCAUCCGGAUUGUUCGCCUAUACCUGCAGCAUAGAUCGGCAGAUCUAUAGAAUAGAUCUCAGCACGCAUAAAUAUAACCGGGUUGGUUAUACGUGCAUAGCAGACGUGAAAGGAAUGCUCCUGGAUGCUCAUCAGCGAAUGUAUUUCUACGGAUGUGGACUGCAGACUGUGCGCUUAAGUGAUAUACUUUAGGAGACUUUACUCCUUCGUGUAUCAUUGGCACUUUUGUACAUUUGUUGUGUUGUCUAGUGUUUAACUGCCUCAUCUGUCAUUUGUUAGAUUAGUUAUAACUUGAGAAGUGAGUGGCGUUAAUUUGUAUAUUUGUAUUUAAAUAA
Messenger RNA from Drosophila mauritiana, 3190 nucleotides. RefSeq names its product regulator of Ty1 transposition protein 10. NCBI's taxonomy places the organism in Eukaryota, Metazoa, Arthropoda, Insecta, Diptera, Drosophilidae. The coding region runs from base 51 to 3047 and encodes 998 amino acids. The record is from RefSeq and is a predicted model, not a curated record. The transcript has 3 exons. Gene Ontology annotation, molecular function: protein binding. Gene Ontology annotation, biological process: tRNA methylation. Gene Ontology annotation, cellular component: cytoplasm.